This is a messenger RNA of Mycena indigotica, 1296 nucleotides long. RefSeq lists its product as uncharacterized. The record is from RefSeq and is a predicted model, not a curated record. The transcript is spliced from 2 exons. NCBI's taxonomy places the organism in Eukaryota, Fungi, Basidiomycota, Agaricomycetes, Agaricales, Mycenaceae. The coding region runs from base 13 to 1296 and encodes 427 amino acids.
GUUCCCUCUCCCAUGUCCCACACACCAAUCGAAGUGCAGUUCGAGAGCCCGCCCUCCGGAUCUGUGCACAGCUCCGACCCGCCUUUCCGGGUGUUCAGCGCAAGGAUGUGGAGAAUCCCUGGCGUCAGGGGUCCCUUUUCGCCGCUGCCGCCCGCCGCUCACACACUCAGCAUUGCGUCAGACUCCAUCUUCAUCAACAGCUAUUCGGGCAACAACAGAAUAUCUAUACCGCUUGCGGACGCGCGUCGGUGGGGCUUGAGGGAGGACAAACGCGUGCAGUUUGCGCGGGCGACCGCACCGAAUGGCCAGCGCUUCUGUUUGAGGUUUAUCUUCCAUGCGGACACGGUGAUGCAGGAAGGCGACCCGACAUGGAACCAGCGGUUUAUACAAGCCCUCGUCGACGAUGCCAAGUUCCAUAUCAAGCAUUUGCAGACAGUGGCGGGGCUGCUAGUGCCACAGAACUAUGGGAUGUGGGUAAUGGAGACGGGUGAUUGGGCGGGCACUGUGUUGUUCAGUCUUACUCAGUGGUGUGGGACACCGUGGAAGUCUUUGUUGAGAACUGAACUGAAUACUAAGGCUAACAACUUGCUCAUCGGCCGCGUCUGUGAGAUGCUGCACGACUUGGGUGUGAAGAUUACUGGCCGCAUGGGCAGCUCCGAAGACUUGUGCCAUAUUAUCCUCGACGUCGAAGAUCCCGCCGUGACAAAAGAGAUGGCCAAGAACGGCGAAGCGCGCUGUUACAUUGUCGACUUUUCUCAUGCAAGGCGACACAAUUGUAAACGCAGACUCCCCCUUGUCCCGCUCGGCAGAGACGCGUUCCGGCUUCUUAUGCAGACCCCGACCUUCUCUUUCGGCUGUCCCGAGCUCGAGAAUAUUGCACAUCUUCUUGAUUUCACACCCCGGGGCCUACAAUAUCCAUCUGAGCCGCCGGAAACGCCCAUCGGAGAAGCGAUGAAGUGGCGUGACGAUUACCUUGCCGCCCACCCCUCGUACUCCAAUGCGGCCGUCCUCGUCGCCCAGCGUGUCGCGCUCUUCCCCAAUGCCCUCCCCGUUUACCCCGGUCUUAAAGUCUCAGGUGUGUCGAAAGAAGACAUGAGUGCGGAACUCACAUUAUAUGAUUGUGGACGCGGAUAUAUCGAUCCUGCCAGCUUGAUCAAAGGCUGCUCACGCGACGAGUACGAGUAUCUUCUGUGGGGCAACAAGAUGGAAGCAAAAGCUAUUGCUAUGGAUGCACAACCCCUACCAAAGUGGCCAGAAUCCGCACCAUCCGGUCAUGACUCUGCCGACACUAGUUAG